Dioscorea cayenensis subsp. rotundata (Guinea yam) is the source of this 1926-nucleotide messenger RNA. Its product is annotated as zinc finger MYM-type protein 1-like. Lineage: Eukaryota; Viridiplantae; Streptophyta; Magnoliopsida; Dioscoreales; Dioscoreaceae. The record is from RefSeq and is a predicted model, not a curated record. The transcript has 3 exons. The annotation marks the transcript as partial.
AUGAAUAAUGAAACUCCUAUUGACCAAGCUAGUGGAAAAAGACCUCAUGUAGAGGUAGAAGUUUCCGAUAAUGAUAUAGUUAGUGAUCCGGGCUUGAGAAAUCCAAUUGAUAGCUUUCCCUUAGAGAUGAGGGAUACAUUGAGAAGGAGAUACUUAGCUAAAGGGCCUUGUCAACCAGUUGGGCAUCAAUUUCCUCAAACUAAUAAAAGGAGGUUUCUCCCUAAUUGGUUUAAAAGAUUUGCUUGGAUAGAGUAUAGCGUUUCCAAAGAUAAAGCAUUUUGUUUAUAUUGCUACUUGUUUCCCAAUAAAGGCAAUAAUAGCAACAAAGGUGGCGGCAAUGCUUUUACGGAAGUUGGGUAUAGUAAUUGGAAAAAUGGCAUGCAAAAUUUUAUUGCUCAUGAAGGAGGUCCGGAAAGCCCACUCACAUUUGCAAGAAUUAAGGUUGAGCAAUACCAAAACCAAAGGGAGAAUAUUGAUUUUGUUUUUUCUUCAAAGAAUGUUGCUAAUGAUGAUGAGUAUCGUGUUCGGUUGACAACAGUUGUAAGAGUAGCUCGAUAUCUUUUGGGUGAAGGAUUGGCUUUUCGAGGACACGAUGAGUCACUAAAAUCAAUGCACCGAGGCCAUUUUCUUGAACUUUUAAAUUGGUUUUGUAAGUAUAAUGAAGAAGCAAACAAAGUGAUGCUAUCAAAUGCUCCUAAAAACAAUCAAUUGACUUCAUCUACCAUUCAAAGGCAUAUAAUUGAAGCUUGUGGAAAGGAAACUAGAAAAGUCAUUUUGAAUGAGAUCGGAGACAAGUUCUUUUCUCUUUUGCUUGAUGAGGCCCGAGAUAGUUCUAUGAAAGAGCAAAUGGCUGUGGUUUUGAGAUUUGUGAAUGAUGUAGGAGAAAUUGUUGAAAGCUUUGUUGGAGUGGUUCAUGUAAUCGAGACUUCUACACAGUGUUUAAAGAAUGUUGUUGAUGAAUUCUUUGCGAUAAAUGGGUUGUCACUGUCAAGACUUAGAGGUCAAGGUUAUGAUGGAGCUUCUAAUAUGCGUGGCGAGCUCAAUGGAUUGAAAGCACUCAUUCUAAAUGAAAACAAGCAUGCGCAUUAUAUUCAUUGUUUUGCUCACCAACUCCAGUUAGUUGUUGUGUCUGCUGCAGAGGAAAAUCAUGAUAUGAGUCAAUUCUUUGAUUACAUUUCUAUGAUUGUGAAUAUGGUUGGAAGUUCAUGUAAAAGGAAUGAUGCUCUUCGGCAAGCACACCAUGAUAAAGUUGUGCAAAAGCUACAAAGUGGUGAGAUUUCAAAAGGGCAGGGUCAAAAUCAAGAAAUAAGCUUAGCUCGAUCAGGUGCUACUUGUCGGGAUUCUCACUAUAAAACAUUACUCCGGCUAUUUGAUAUGUGGGAUUUAUUGGAAGAGGUGCUUUUUGCAAUACAACAAGAUGGUGAGAUAAGGAAAAAUCGAGGCACUGCUAGGGGUUUGUUGGAUAAAAUGGGAGUGACGGAUCUUUUAUCAAAGAUUCUACAAGCCAAAGAUCAAAAUAUAGCCACUGCUGUUCGUAUGGUUGAAGCAUUAAAAUGCAAGUUACAUGCAUAUAGAGAAAAUGGUUGGGAAAAUUUGUUGAAGGAAACCACUAAAUUCUGUCUAAAGCAUAAAAUUAAAGUACCAAGCAUGGACGAAAUUAUCGAAAGCCAUCAUAUUACACUUGUUGAUGGAGAACCAAUGACUUAUAUUCAUCAUUUCCGUGUGGAAAUCUUUGCAACAGUAAUUGAUGAGGUUGCUGAAGAAUUGAACAAUCAUUUCAAUGAGGCAAACACUAAUUUGCUUAAGGGUGUAUUGAGUCUUGAUCCUUCCAACAACUUUGCUUGUUUUGAUCAUCAUGAAAUACUCCAUCUUGCUAGAUUAUACUCUGAAGAUUUCUCUACUGCUGAGCUAGCUGAGCUUAAUGAU